GCAGAUAAAAGAAAACUUUGUCUUUUUCUGUCACAAUAUGUUUUUGAUGGCAUUCAAUCAUCCAGUGAGGAAAGUGAUUCUGAUUCAGAGGAUACAGAAUUGCUUACUGUUAUCGGAUCCACCGAAAUGGAGCGUCAUCCUCGUCAAGUUGGAUACCUGAACGUGAUAUCUGUAUACUCUGAUGCAGAUUUUUUCAAACACUUCAGGGUAACGAGAACAACAUUCCAGUAUUUGUUGGCUUAUUUACAAGACAACAACUUCCGCUGUGAUAUAAUAUUUCAUGGGGGAUGUGAACCCAUGUCUCUCUAUGAAAUAUUGUAUAUUAAUCUACAGUACCUAGGAAAUCAAGGUUCCCUUAGGCUGCUUGCUGAUAAGUUCAAUAGAACGGACUCCUCAGUUUGCAACGUAGUUUCCCAAUUUUGCAAUUUCAUGUUUCAAAAGCAGCGGGACUUUAUCAAGUGGCCAAACAGAGAAGGAAUCCCUGCUGUGUCUAGGGCUUUUCGCAGGAAGUGUAACUUUCCUGGAGCAGUAUCUGCUCUUGAUGGUUGCCACAUACCCUUUCAUCCUGAAGCUCCAAAUCAGGUACCAUAUCGAAACUACAAAAAAUUUUGUAGUUUCAAUCUUAUGGCUGCUGCCUUACCCGAUCGGUCGUUUUCAUAUGUGUUUUGUGGGUUCCCGGGCAGUGUACAUGAUUCCACUGUAUUCCAAAGCAGUUCCUUAUUCCAUCAGCUAGAUACCGAAUGCCACCAGUUUUUUAAUCAAAAUUCAUACCAUAUCAUUGCUGAUUCCGCUUUUCCCUUAAAACAAUGGCUUAUUACACCAUUUAAAAAACUGAAUGGGUGGCUACCUAGGAGCCAAAGGAUUUUCAAUAAGAAAUUGUCUUCAACCAGAAUGGUUAUUGAACUUGCAUUUGGGGAUAUAAAAAAUAGAUUUAAACGAUGUCUAGAUAUCAACACUAGCAUUGAAAAAGGUGUUGAUAUCGUCGUGACUUGCUGUAUAUUGCAUAAUGUUUGUAUACAACAAGGAGAUCUUUUCUACGGUGGAAAGCUGGACGAGGAAUAUCUCAAUUGCAACGUGAACAACCAACCGUAUGCUGUAGGUGUGAUAGAUCGCUUGGCUGAAAGAAAACGGCAACAAAUCUGUGACUCCCUACAAUGAAGACAAAAAUAAAAAUUUGUUAUCAAUCCAUAAACUGAAAUAAAGUACGCAUUGUUCUUCAUUGUAA
Messenger RNA from Daphnia magna, 1225 nucleotides. RefSeq names its product protein ALP1-like. The transcript has a single exon. The record is from RefSeq and is a predicted model, not a curated record. The coding region runs from base 127 to 1158 and encodes 343 amino acids. Lineage: Eukaryota; Metazoa; Arthropoda; Branchiopoda; Diplostraca; Daphniidae.